Molecule: messenger RNA, 4460 nt
Organism: Astyanax mexicanus (Mexican tetra)
Lineage: Eukaryota; Metazoa; Chordata; Actinopteri; Characiformes; Acestrorhamphidae
Product: golgin subfamily A member 6-like protein 22
Exons: 7
Coding region: 600-3845 (1081 amino acids)
Molecular function (GO): protein binding
Source: RefSeq, a predicted model, not a curated record
UUGUCCCGCGUAGCUUGUUUUAACACAGUAAACACACAGACUACAGUCUGAUAUACUCACCUCUGAACAGAGAAAGAGUUAACGCUUACUAUGAUUAGCAGCUAAAGCUAAUGCUGCUCCAGCAGUGCUUGCCGGGCUUAGCAGCAGACUACAGGCUGAUAAUACUCACCUCUGAACAGCCAAAAAGUUAGCGCUGAGCACAGUUAUCAGCUAAAGCUAAUGCUGCUCUAGCAGUGCUUGCCGGGCUUAGCAGCAGUCUACAGGUGGAUAAUAUUCAUUUCUGAACAGCUAAAGAGCUAGCGCUGGUGCUAGAGCUAGCUAGCGGCUAAUGCUAAUGCUACUCCAGUCUUAGUGUUGGAGAAACUUCACUGAAACUCCUGUAUAACUCUGUACUUCAGUGGAGUGGCUUUACUGCUCCUUAAUACCUGACUGGUAGAAUUCAUACAUAAGGAGCACCGGAUUAUAAGGAGUUCUGUCAAUUUUGGGGAAUUUUUUUGUUUCCUUCCAAAAUGUUUUUCUCUGUUUUUUUUUUUCUGAUAAAGGUUCAGAACAGAGACCAGAACUUCAGAGAGUAGAACUGCAGUGAUCCAAGAUCCAGGAUGAAGUUGGUUCAAGAGAUUUGUUGGUUAUGGAGAGACUUUGUCUCAUUUUUCCGUGAUGAGAGACGAAUGCAGGAGCAGAUGAACCAGGAGGCCAUGCUGCUGCAGCUUCAGACAGACAGGAUAAAGUCGGAGAAGAAGCUGGAGAAGCUCAAGAGGCAGAUGAAGAAGAUAGAGAAGGAGGAGAAGAAGCUUGAGACAAAGAGGAGGCAGAGAGAGAUGGAAAAGGAGAGAGAGCAGAGGAGAGAAAGAGAGUGGUGGAGAAGCCAGACGGUGCAUGAUUGCCAGCCGGAGAUCGUCUUUGAUAGGAAGAAGGAGCGAGGCCUCAGGAAGAGUGAAUUCAGUGUGGAGCGACAGAGCUCACUCCUCCUUCAGCAGAUCCAGAGCCAGAAGGAGAAGGAGCGUCUGGAGUGGAGAGCGAAGGAGCACAUGCUGAAGAAGCAGCUCGAGAAACUAAAGGAGCAAGUGAGGCAGUUAGAGCAGUUCAAGGAAGAAAGAAGAUGCAGGAGCUUCAGGGCGAGGCAGUCGCCACCUCCAACCUCAGGGUUCGAGGAGGAGCUCAGGAGGCAGCUGGAGAACCUUCAGACUAGACUGGAGGCCCAGCAGGAGCUUGAGAGAAAGAAGGAGAAGGAGCGAGAAGAAGAUAGAAGGAGAGAAGAAAAGAAAACGAGGAUGAAGCAGAGCCUUGAGGAGCUGGACCAGAAGCGCCAGGAGAUGGAGGCUCAGAUAGAGGUUGAGAAGAGGGCAAUGAUAGAGAGAGAGAUGGGUAUUCAGGAAGAGACUGAGAGAGAGAGACAGGUGGGGAAGGAAAGAGAACAGGAGGAGAGACAGCUCCAGAGAGCUCUGGAGGAGAAAAUAGAAAGAGAACUGAAGGAGAAAGAAGAGGAGUUGGUUAGAGAGAAGAAAAUAAUGGAAGAGAAGGAGAGAGAGAUGAAAAGGAGACUGGAAGAGCUUAGGAAAAAGAUGGAGGAAGAUCACGAGAAGAGAAAAAGACAGAUGAAGAGGCAGUACGAGGAGAGAGAGAAAGAAAUGGAGAGGAAGAUAAAGGAAGAAGAAGAGAAACAGAGAGAAGAUAUGAGAAAAAUGCAGGAGGAAGAGGAGCUUAUUCUGUGGCGCCAGAAGAGCGAAAGAAUGAGAGAGGAGGAAGUUAGAGCUGAGAAACAGAGAGCACUCGAGGAGAAAGAGGAGGAGAUGGUGAGGGAGAGAGAAAGGAUGGAAGAAAAGGAGAGAGAGAUGAAAAGGAAGCUAGAGGAGCAAAAGAAAAUGAUGGAGAAGGAGCAGGAAGAGAGCAUGAGAGCGUUUGAGAGACGACAGGAGAGGAGGAAGAAGAAGAUGGAAAAAAGGAUGGAGGCGAUUCAGCAAGAGAUGGAGAGAAAGAGAGAGCAUGAAAAGGAGGAAGAGGAGAUAAGAAGGGAGACUGAGAGAGUGCAGGAGGAGAGAGCUCUAGAAGAGAUAGAGAAAGAGAAGGAGAAAGAGAUUAGAAGAAGGGAGAAAAAGAGAAUGCAGGAGGAAGAGGAGGAGAGAAAAAGGGAGAUUGAGAGAGUGCUAGAAGAGAGAAGGCAAAAGAAGGAAAAAAAGAUGAGAAGAAGGGAGAUAGAGAGAGUGCAGGAGGAAGAGGAGGAGAGGAAAAGGGAGAUUGAGAGAGUGCAUGAGGAGAGAGUGCUAGAAGAGAGAAGGCAAAAGAAGGAGAAAAAGAUGAGAAGAAGGGAGAUAGAGAGAGUGCAGGAGGAAGAGGAGGAGAGAAUAAGGGAGAUUGAGGGAGUGCAUGAGGAGAGAGUGCUAGAAGAGAGAAGGCAAAAGAAGGCGAAAAAGAUGAGAAGAAGGGAGAUAGAGAGAGUGCAGGAGGAGGAGAGAAAACAGGAGUUAGAGAGGGAGCAAGAGAAGGAGAAAGAGAUGAGAAGAAGGGAGACAGAAAGAGUGCAGGAGGAGAGAGCUCUAGAGGAAAGACAGCGAGAGAAGGAGAAAGAGAUGAGAAGAAGGGAGAUAGAAAGAGUGCAGGAGAAGAGAGCUCUAAAAGAGAGGCUGCAGCAGGAGGAGGAGAGAAAACAGGAGUUAGAGAGAGAGCAGGAGGAGAGACAGCGAGAGAAGGAGAAAGAGAUAGAGUUAGAGCAGGAGGAGAAAUGGAGAGAAAUGGAGUCUAAAGAUAAAAGAGAUGAAGAGGAAGAGGCUGAGCAGAAAGGCAGGAAGUCUGAGCUGGAUGUGCAGGAAGUCCAGAAGAUUCAGGAGGCCAGAAGAGAACAUAUGGCCCGGGAGAUGCAGAGAAAGAGGGAACUGAUGAAGAAGAGGUUCUCUUCAGAAGAACGCAUCUUUAGAACAACUGAAAACGGGAGCAGACACUGCGGCAUUGUGGGUAAAAGGAGAAGCUGUGGUUUGACUCAGGAGAAGAAAGAGCAAGAGAGCCCUGAGCAAGAGGAAGAGAAGGAGGAGCCAAUCUCCAUACCCCGGUUCAUCAUAGUCAAAUCCCUGAACCCCAUUGCUGAGCCUGAGGAAGUUCCUGAGGUGGCUCAGGAGAAGAGCUCCACUGGCUGUGAGGAAGUCAGCCCUCUGAAAGAGCCAUCAGAGACCUUGGAGGCUCCAGAGGAGAUCACAGACAGUGGGGUAGACCAGCAGCAGUCCGUCUUGGUGCCACCCUUUCACAAGGAGAUGGUACAGUGCUGUGUGCAGCAGUACAGAGAAGACAAGAACAAGACCCUCUACUCCAUGUACACCGAGAAGAACUUCUUGUUACUGAUGUUCGCCAGGAAGAACAAGUCCAAAAAGGCCUAUGAAAUCACAAUGUGCAAUAAGUUGUGCCUUAACGAAAAAAUUGUGGCUGAACUAAGAUACAACAGCAGUGCUACAAAGUUCACGCUGCACAGAACGAACCCUGCUAAAGAAGAAGAAGACAUUUUGACCAUCAGCUAUAAGCUCAGCCUUUUAAAGGAUGACAAGACCAGCGUUAUCUUACACUGCAUGUGCAAGAAUGGGUCUGAGGGAAAUCCAGCCGGCAGGUGUGGGAAAAAGAUGAAACUGGAGAACAAGAAGCCAUUCUGGAACCCGGAGAAGCGCACCUACUGCCUCGACUUUAAGGGAAGAGCUGCAAAAGCAUCAGUGAAGAACUUCCAGCUCAUCUCUCCCGAAAAACCGGACCAUAUCAUGAUGCAGUUCGGGCGGAGAGAUGAGAAGUGGUUCAUUCUGGACUACAGAGCCCCUUUUAGUGCUCUGCAAGCCUUCGCCGUGAGCCUGGCCUGCUUUGAGGCCAAAUGAGCACCUGUUCGGGCAUUAUAUUCGAUUAAUGUGGUGGAAUGUGAUUUUUUAUCAAUAAGUUUAUGACCAGAGGAGGAUGGGUCUCCCCUGUGAGCCGGGUUCCUCCCAAGGUUUCUUCCUCCAGCUUUGAGGGAGUUUUUCCUUGCCACUGUCGCCUGUGGCUUGCUCACUGUGGGAUUUAUGAGUAGUUAUCAUGUAUUGUUGGCUCGAUUGGGGCCGGUGUUGCUGCACAUUUUCAUUCAAACCCAGGGGUGUCCAAACUACGGCCCGAGGGCCAUUUGCGGCCCGUUUCCUGUUUUGGAGCGGCCCGCGAGGUAUUUAAGAAAUAGAAUGAAAGUUGGCCCGCUGUUAAGCAGGGUUUAUAUAAUGUGAGAUUCAAAGUUUGAACGCUAGGUAUCAGAAACGGGCCAAAGAGUCUAAAAGCGGAGAGGGUGUGCAUUUCUAGCGCCGAAAAUUGGGCCAAAGAGUCUAAAAGCGGAGAGGGUGCGCAUUUCUAGCUCCGAAAAUCGGGCCGAAGAGUCUAAAAGCAGAGAGAGUGCGCAUUUCUAGCUCCGAAAAACGGGCCAAAGAGUCUAAAAGCAGAGAGAGUGCGCAUUUCUAGCUCCGAAAAACGGG